AGAAGCAACAACAACAGCAACAGCAGCAGAAGGUGAAGCAGCAGAAGGAGCAGCAUGGAGGAGACCAGCAGGGAGGCUGUAGCCACCGCGGUGCAGCGGGUGGCCGGCAUGCUGCAGCGGUCCGACCAGCUGGAUAAGGUGGAGCAGUACCGGAGGAGAGAAGCCCGGAAGAAGGCGUCUGUGGAGGCCAGGCUGAAGGCGGCGAUCCAGUCCCAGCUGGACGGCGUGCGCACCGGGCUCACCCAGCUCCACACCGCUCUGCUGGACGUGAAGGACAUCCAGAGCUCCCUGGCCAACGUCAGCAAAGACUGGAGACAGAGCAUCAACACCAUCGAGAGCCUGAAGGACGUGAAGGACGCCGUGGUCCAGCACAGCCAGCUGGCCGCCGCCGUGGAGAACCUGAAGAACAUCUUCUCUGUCCCAGAGAUCGUCAUGGAGACCCAGCAGCUGAUCGAGCAGGGCCAGCUGCUGCAGGCCCACAGGAAGCUGAUGGAGCUGGAGUGUUCCCGUGACGACCUGAUGUACGAGCAGUACCGCAUGGACAGCAGGAACACCCGCGACAUGAACCUCAUCUCCUCCUACUUUGAAGAGGUGCAGGGCCUGUCAGACGAGCUGGCCAAGCAGCUGUGGAUGGUGCUGCAGAGGUCCAUGGUGACGGUGCGCAGAGACCCCACCAUGCUGGUGUCUGUGAUCCGCAUCAUCGAGCGAGAGGAGAAGCUGGACCGCCGGAUGGUGGACAGGAAGAAGCAGACGGGCUUCAUCCCCCCGGGACGACCCAAACGCUGGAAGGACAAGAUGUUUCAGGUUCUGGAGGGAACCGUCAGCACCCGCAUCGAGGGCACCCAGUCUGUGACCAGAGAGGCUGAUAAGAUGUGGCUCGUCCGUCUGCUGGAGAUCACCAGGAAGUACGUUCUGGACGACCUGAUUGUUGUGAAGAACCUGAUGGUUCAGUGCUUCCCCCCCCACUACAACACCUUCAACAGGUUCUUCAGCCUCUACCAUCACGCCGUGUCCAGCCGUGUGAAGGAGCUGACCUUGGAGGACCUGGAAGCCAAUGAAAUUGUGUCCCUGCUAACCUGGGUCCUCAACACCUAUAAGAGCAAUGAGAUGAUGGGACAUCCGGACCUCUGCUCAGAGUUCGACAUCAACCAGCUGGAGCCGCUGCUGCCGCAGGAAGUGGUGGACGACCUGCUGAGCAAAUACGUGAAGACGUUCACGUCUAAUAUAACCGGUUGGCUGCGGAAAGCCUUGGAGACCGAUAAGAAAGACUGGAUGAAAGAAACGGAGCCUGAGGCGGACCAAGAUGGAUACUACCAGACCACGCUGCCAGCCAUCGUCUUUCAGAUGUUUGAGCAGAACCUGCAGGUGGCGGCCCAGAUCAACGGCGACUUUAAGGAGGAGGUUCUGAAGCUGUGUCUGAAGCAGAUGAACUCCUUCCUCAUGAGGUACCGCGAGGAGGUGGUGGCCUACAAGGAGGAGCACCUGAAGGACCGACAGCUGCCUCAGUGCUACAUCCAGUACAUGAUCGCCAUCAUCAACAACUGCCAGACCUUCAGGGAUUCCAUCAACAGUCUAAAGAGGAAGUACUCGCAGUCCUCGAAGUCCUUCGACAGCGAUGCCGCCAUCGACAGGACCCUGGGGGAGGUGGUGAAGGAGGGCUGCCACUUCCUGCUGGACGAAGUCUUCUUGGACCUGGAGAACCACCUGAAUGAGCUGCUGACCAGGAAGUGGCUGACGGGUUCUCACGCCGUGGACACCAUCUGUGUGACGGUGGAGGACUACUUCAACGACUUCAACAAGGUCAAGAAGCCCUUCAACGAGGAGAUGACCAACGAGGCGCUGAGGAGGGUUGUGGUGGAGUACCUGAAGGCCGUGAUGCAGAAGAGAAUCACCUUCAAGAACGCCGACGAGAGGAAAGAGGGAGCAGAGAGGAUGAUCAAGGAGGCCGAGCAGUUCAGGUUCCUGUUCAACAAACUGGCAGCGGGCGAGAACACGGAGCGGCUCUGCGGCGCCAUCGCUGCCGUGGCCGAGGUCUUCAAGCUGACUGACCCCACGCUGCUGUUCCUGGAGGUCACGACCCUGGUCUCCAAAUACCCAGACAUCAGGGAGGACCACAUCCAGGCGCUGCUGGCUGUGCGCGGAGACGCCAGCAGGGAAAUGAGGCAGAUGAUCAUCGGGACCCUCAGCGAGAACAAAGUGUCGCCCUCUGGUUCCACUCAGCCCAUUUUCAAAGACAUUACUGUUCCCACCAUCACCAUGACAACCAUGACCACCAUGACCUCCAUGGCAACCGCCAAGCUGCUGAAAUAA
Messenger RNA from Cyprinodon tularosa, 2310 nucleotides. RefSeq names its product exocyst complex component 3 (gene exoc3). Gene Ontology annotation, molecular function: SNARE binding. Bases 55 to 2310 code for a protein of 751 amino acids. NCBI's taxonomy places the organism in Eukaryota, Metazoa, Chordata, Actinopteri, Cyprinodontiformes, Cyprinodontidae. The record is from RefSeq and is a predicted model, not a curated record. Gene Ontology annotation, cellular component: exocyst. Gene Ontology annotation, biological process: exocytosis; exocyst localization. The transcript has 16 exons.